This is a messenger RNA of Penicillium hordei, 336 nucleotides long. RefSeq names its product YciI family protein. NCBI's taxonomy places the organism in Eukaryota, Fungi, Ascomycota, Eurotiomycetes, Eurotiales, Aspergillaceae. The record is from RefSeq and is a predicted model, not a curated record. The coding region runs from base 1 to 336 and encodes 111 amino acids. The transcript is spliced from 3 exons.
AUGGAAACCGCACGAAGAAAAGAAUUCCUUUGCAUCCUUCCCGACAAUCCAAAUGUCCUAGCCAUUAGAAAACAAGUGAAAGGAAUCCACUACGAGGGAGUCAAGCCAUUAGUGGCCGCUGGAAAGCUCGUCGAUGGAGGUGCCAUUUUUGAGAAACAUCCCAAGGAGGGCAAAGAUGCCCUGUUUAAGGGUAGUGUAAUCGUGUACUCGGCCAAUGAUGCUGAAGAAGUCCGCGCCAUUCUUGAGAAAGAUGUUUACGCCACCAGUGGAGUGUGGGACUUGAGCAAAGCACGGAUUUUGCCUUAUGUCCCUGCCGUUCGAGAGCCGCUUCCAUGA